This is a messenger RNA of Condylura cristata (star-nosed mole), 5285 nucleotides long. RefSeq names its product WW domain containing adaptor with coiled-coil (gene WAC). Gene Ontology annotation, molecular function: RNA polymerase II complex binding; chromatin binding. Gene Ontology annotation, cellular component: nucleus. Bases 454 to 2256 code for a protein of 600 amino acids. The transcript has 14 exons. The record is from RefSeq and is a predicted model, not a curated record. Gene Ontology annotation, biological process: regulation of autophagy; positive regulation of TORC1 signaling. Lineage: Eukaryota; Metazoa; Chordata; Mammalia; Eulipotyphla; Talpidae.
UCCGACCACCCCGUCAGCGCCCGAAGGGGCGGGGGCCGACGGCCGGAGAGCUCACCCGAGGGCACCCUCCCACCCCCGCGCCUCUGGGCGCACGCGCAGCAGCGGCCGCCUCCCGUAUUUAGUCCGCGAUGGCUUCUCGCGCGCCCCACCGUCCUCCUCCCGAAGGCGGCUCCCUCCCCGUGCCGCACGGGGCCCCCGGGACCAGCCUCGAGCGGGUCCCCGAGCAGGAGUACCCCUAAACUGGAACGGCGGUGGCCGGACGCGCGCGUGGGGAAAAGAAGCGGCAACCGGAAAGAGCUGACGGGUCGCCAGCCGGCGAGCCAGGCCUCAGAGGAAGAGGAAGGCCGGGGCGAGCCGAGCUGUCACGACCGGAGGGGGGACUCGCAGCCUUACCAGGCACUUAAGUAUUCAUCGAAGAGUCACCCCAGUAGUGGUGAUCACAGACAUGAAAAAAUGCGAGACGCCGCAGAUCCUUCACCACCAAAUAAAAUGUUGCGGAGAUCUGAUAGUCCUGAAAACAAGUAUAGUGACAGCACAGGUCACAAUAAGGCCAAAAAUGUGCAUAUUCACAGAAUUAGAGAGAGGGAUGGUGGGACCAGUUACUCUCCACAAGAAAAUUCACACAACCACAGUGCUCUUCAUAGUUCAAAUUCACAUUCUUCUAAUCCAAGCAAUAAUCCAAGCAAAACUUCAGAUGCACCUUAUGAUUCUGCAGAUGACUGGUCUGAGCAUAUUAGCUCUUCUGGGAAAAAGUACUACUACAACUGUCGAACAGAAGUUUCACAGUGGGAAAAACCAAAAGAGUGGCUUGAAAGAGAACAGAGACAAAAAGAAGCAAACAAGAUGGCAGUUAAUAGCUUCCCAAAAGACAGAGAUUACAGAAGAGAGGUGAUGCAAGCAACAGCCACUAGUGGAUUUGCCAGUGGAAUGGAAGACAAGCAUUCCAGUGAUGCCAGUAGUUUGCUCCCACAGAAUAUUUUGUCUCAAACAAGCAGACACAAUGACAGAGACUACAGACUGCCAAGAGCAGAGACUCACAGUAGUUCUACGCCAGUACAGCACCCCAUCAAACCAGUGGUUCAUCCAACUGCUACCCCAGGCACUGUUCCUUCUAGUCCAUUUACUCUACAGUCUGAUCACCAGCCAAAGAAAUCUUUUGAUGCUAAUGGAGCAUCUACUUUAUCAAAACUGCCUACACCCACAUCUUCUGUCCCUGCACAGAAAACAGAAAGAAAAGAAUCUACAUCAGGAGACAAAUCUGUAUCACAUUGCACAACUCCUUCCACGUCUUCUGCCUCUGGACUGAAUCCCACAUCUGCACCUCCAACAUCUGCGUCAGCGAUCCCUGUUUCUCCCGUUCCACAGUCACCAAUACCUCCAUUACUUCAGGACCCAAAUCUUCUUAGACAGUUGCUUCCUGCUUUGCAAGCCACGUUGCAACUUAAUAAUUCUAAUGUGGAUAUAUCCAAAAUAAAUGAAGUUCUUACAGCAGCUGUGACACAAGCCUCAUUGCAGUCUAUAAUUCAUAAAUUUCUUACUGCUGGACCAUCUGCUUUCAACAUAACUUCUUUGAUUUCUCAAGCUGCUCAGCUUUCUACACAAGCUCCACCAUCUAAUCAGUCUCCAAUGUCUUUAACGUCUGAUGCAUCAUCCCCAAGAUCAUAUGUGUCUCCAAGAAUAAGCACACCUCAAACUAACACAGUCCCUAUCAAACCUUUGAUUAGUACUCCUCCUGUUUCAUCACAGCCAAAGGUUAGUACUCCAGUAGUUAAGCAAGGACCAGUUUCACAGUCAUCCACACAGCAGCCUGUAACUGCUGACAAGCAGCAAGGUCAUGAACCUGUCUCUCCUCGAAGUCUUCAACGCUCAAACAGCCAGAGGAGUCCAUCACCUGGUCCAAAUCAUACUUCUAGUAGUAAUGUAUCAAAUGCAGCCGUUGUACCACAGAAUUCUUCUGCCCGACCAACAUGUUCUUUAACACCUACGCUAGCAGCACAUUUCAAUGAAAAUCUCAUAAAACAUGUUCAAGGAUGGCCUGCAGAUCAUGCAGAGAAACAGGCUUCAAGAUUGCGAGAAGAAGCCCAUAACAUGGGAAGUGUUCACAUGUCUGAAAUUUGUACUGAAUUAAAAAAUUUAAGAUCUUUAGUCCGAGUAUGUGAAAUUCAAGCAACUUUGCGAGAGCAAAGGAUACUGUUUUUGAGACAACAAAUUAAGGAACUCGAAAAGCUAAAAAAUCAGAACUCCUUCAUGGUGUGAAGAUGUGAAUAAUUGCACAUGGUUUUGAGUACAGGAACUGUAAAUCUAUUGCCCAAUCUUAACAUUUUUGAGCUGCAUUUAAAGUAGACUUUGGACCGUUAAGCUGGGCAAAGGAAAUGACAAGGGGACGGGGUCUGUAAGUCAAUUCAGGGGAAAGAUACAAGAUUGAUUUGUAAAACCCUUGAAAUGUAGAUUUCUUGUAGAUGUAUUCUUCACGUUGUAAAUAUGUUUUGUAGAGUGAAGCCAUGGGAAGCCAUGUGUAACAGAGCUUAGACAUCCAAAACUAAUCAAUGCUGAGGUGGCUAAAUACCUAGCCUUUUACAUGUAAACCUGUCUGCAAAAUUAGCUUUUUUAAAAAAAUUUGGGGGGUUAAUUUAUCAUUCAGAAAUCUUGCAUUUUCAAAAAUUCAGUGCAAGCGCCAGGCGAUCUGUGUCUGAGGAUACGAUUUUUGAACCAUAUGGGCAGUGUACAAAAUAUCAUGAAACAGCUGUUUCCACACUUGCACCUGAUCAAGAGCAGUGCUUCUCCAUUUGUUUUGCAGAGAAAUGUUUUCCAUUUCCCAUGUGUUCCAUUUCCCUAAAACCCUUGAUCUGAUUUUAUCCAUUUUUUUAAGGCUCCUCUUUUUCUCCUUUCUUAAGGCACUGUUGCUAUGGCACUUUUCUAUAACCUUUUCAUUCCUGUGUACAGUAGCUUAAAAUUGCAGUGAUUGAGCAUAACCCACUUGUUUGUAUAAAUUAUUGAAAUCCAUUUGCACCCUGUAAGAAUGGACUUAAAAGUACUGCUGGGCAUGUGUGCUGAAAGUACAUUGAUUGCUCAAAUAUAUGGAAAUGGCCCAAUGAACAUGGUUGUGGGAGGGGAAAGAGGAAACAAAGCUAGUCAGAUGUGAAUUGUAUCUGUUGGAAUAAACAUGUUAAAACAAACAAAAAUUGUUAUUUUUCCUUUCCUUCGGUCAGUGCUUAUUAUUAGAAUUUUUAACUACCUGGGGAUUCUUUAUCAGAACUAUUCUUGUUGAAUAUUUAUACUUAAUCGGAGUAAUUCCUUAAGGGAGGUUUUGUUUAAAGCAUAGUCACAGGAAAUUGUGUAUAAGAUAUUUAAUGAAAUACGAAAUUCAACAAGAAUGAUUAAGUCACUUCCCAAGUGGUUGUCAUUUGUUAAAUCCUGGUUUACCUGUCUUGCUAUUAUGACAUUUCAUUUUGAAGGAUGUUUGUGUUGUAGCUAACUGUUCAAGUCUGGUGCUGACUGCUGUUCUUAGCCAUCACAAAACGCUAAAUUUGUGUAAUUGGAGCUUCCUGCUGUUAUCUGGAAUGGUGGGAAAGCUCAGCUUUGUAUAUUGUUUCCUAAAGUAUAUUAAAAUAAAAAAAGAAACUAUUGCUACUAUAAAAUUACCUUGGCUUUUUUUUUUUUUCAUUGCUAAAAUAUUGGUCUCGUGGCCAAAAAAACAUGACACUGCCAGUAUUAUAUCAAAUCACAAGGGUUUCUUUAUGCAUUAAAAUCUUUUAAUUUCAAAAUCUUAAUUUAGAAACUUUUUUCUUUCCUGUGAGGCAGACAUAUUCAUGUGCUUUCAGAACUGCCAGCACCAAGGGCUUAUUUUGUGAUGUUAGAUGUUGAUAUCACAUUCUGGGAUACUAAAGUUUUGAAGUUGCUCUUAUGAUUUAAACAUUUAAAAUACUAAAGAUAACGCUGAGACUUUUCAAUAAAUUUUUUUAAGCAAACUGUAAGCAAUAGUAUGGGCAAUAUUUUCUAAAAUACAAGAAUGUUUCAGUGUAAUUAAAAGGUACUAAAAUCUACUGGAAGUUGGCUUUUUUUUUAUUGUAACUUGAAAAUACUUUUAAAAUGUAAGAAAAGACAUGUCAUAAAUUAUAUCAUGAAUUGUUCAUAUCUGUGAAAUUGUUAACAAACAUUUGCUGGACUUGAUUAGUGCAUGUAAAUGAAAUUCUGACGAGCUGUGUUAAGUGAGAACCCUUACUGCUGUGGCCCUGUAUUUUUCCUGGAAAGAAGUGAGCAAUUUGUUAUGUAGUAGGCAAAUGUUUCCUAAUCAGAUGGCAACUUGACUUUUGACUUAAGGUAAAUUGGAUUUGACUUGCUAGUAGUUUAUUUAUGUCACCUUUUAUUAUGUCACCUUACUCCUUUACUUUAAAAAAAAAAAUGUUUACAUACUUAAAUGAAUCAUACACAUAAAUAGACGAGAUGCCUAAUUUGAAAUUUCUUGGUGAAUUUUUAAACACAGAAAAUUAAAAUUUUUGUGGAAAAUAUUUUUACAAUAUUUGAUUCACUUAUUCUGUAGUGCACUUUAAUACAGAUAUGGUGUCCAGCUACUAAACGUUUAGCUAGCCAGGAGUAUUUAUUAGAAUAGGCAUGAUGUAAUACCCAAAACAAUUCUUUAUCUAGUCGACCUAUUGCUGUGACCUGUAUCUCAUCUUGGUGGGCACCUUGGUUCAGACGUUUGAAAACAAAUACAAAUAGUCCCUAGGAAACCUCAGGGGUUUUACUUUUUAUAUUUGUUUUAACAGAGACGUUAGUCUUAUAUUCAAACCAUAAAACCAAGAUACUGGAAUAAAAUGUGAAGAUGGGUCCAUUGGAAAGUCUACCCUGGAAGAACCAGCUUCCCUACCAUUUUCUUUCUGUUUAAGCCAUUUUGACUUAAUUUUGAAACUUGGGCUAUAACUCCAUUGAAAAAUACAGUUUUUAAAAAUGUGCUUUAUCUUCUAAAUUUUAUGUUUCACACUUGUAAGAUCUUGGCAAGGAGGGCUUACAAUAUUGCAAAGAGUAAAUUGUUAACCCAUUUCAAAAGCAAUCUAUUGUUCUGUUCAAACACAACCUUAGCUUCUAGGGAUUUCCAUGGGGCGGGGGAAGGGUACAGGGUGCAAAAUAAUUCACUGCAAACUAUUGUAGUUCAGAAUUAAAGCUACUGUAUUUAGAUGUGGGGUUUGAAUAUACAGAUUUCUUUUCAAUACCUGUAAAUAUGGCUAUAUUCUUGUAUUUGUACUGGAGUGUACAAAAUGACACUUAAAAGUAAUAAAUAUGUUUUG